Molecule: messenger RNA, 939 nt
Organism: Scleropages formosus (Asian bonytongue)
Lineage: Eukaryota; Metazoa; Chordata; Actinopteri; Osteoglossiformes; Osteoglossidae
Product: beta-2 adrenergic receptor
Exons: 1
Coding region: 1-939 (312 amino acids)
Biological process (GO): G protein-coupled receptor signaling pathway
Cellular component (GO): membrane
Molecular function (GO): G protein-coupled receptor activity
Source: RefSeq, a predicted model, not a curated record
AUGUCGGCCUUCCACCACGGCAUCACCAUCAUCAUCAACGAUUCCGCGGCAGCGCCAGCAGCGGCCGCGACGCCCGGAAGGGGCCUUUCCGCGCUCGUGCCCCUCGACAGCUUCGGCAACGUGCUGCUCUUCCUCUUCAGCGUAACGCUCGCGUCCGCCAUCGUCUUCUUCAACGUGUCCGUGCUGCUGUCCAUCCUGCUCAACCGGUCGCUUCGCGCCCAGAACCGCUGCAUGUACAUGCUGAGCACGUGCUGCAGCGACACGUGCACCGGCGUCUCCUACUACUACGUGGGCGCGCUCGACGUGCGCGACGUGUACGACUCCGCCACGCGGACCUACUACGUCGCACCCACCUUCCUGGGCAUCUCCUACAUGGCCGUUCUGGCGGCGCAAGCGGACCGCUACCACGCCGUGGCGGCUCCCUUCACGUACGCGCGCAGGAUGACGCGAACGCGCACUCUGCUCAUCAUCGCCGCCUACUGGCUGUACGCCUUUCUCAUAGUCGCGCUCAACAACCUGGUGACGGUGGGGGUGGCGAAGAAGGUCUCGAGCAUCGGCGCGUUCGUGAGUAACAUCUUCUCGGUGCUCAUCAUGAUCGGCCUCAACGUGCGCCUCUUCCUCAUCGCCAAGUUCCAGCUGGAGAGGGAGCCGCCGUCGCGGGAGCGAGAGCGGAAGCGCGCCUCCGUCCACCUCGUCGUCGUCGUGUCCGCGUUCUUCCUCGGCACGUGGCUGCCCUUCCUUCUCCACGUCAUCGCGUGUAACUUUGCGGGCUCCCCUUGUUACGUGUUUCGCAACGAGGGCACGGACCCCCUGCGGGUUCUGCCGCGCGUGAACGCGCUCCUCACGCCGCUCUUGUACGUCCGAGGCUGUGCGGCCCUCAGGGCCACGUUGUUGGCCAAGGUGUGGAGACCCGGCUGCUGCUGUGGAGGUCGGAGGUGA